This is a messenger RNA of Liolophura sinensis, 472 nucleotides long. RefSeq names its product small ribosomal subunit protein uS8A. Gene Ontology annotation, molecular function: structural constituent of ribosome. Gene Ontology annotation, cellular component: ribosome. The record is from RefSeq and is a predicted model, not a curated record. Gene Ontology annotation, biological process: translation. The transcript is spliced from 4 exons. The coding region runs from base 23 to 415 and encodes 130 amino acids. Lineage: Eukaryota; Metazoa; Mollusca; Polyplacophora; Chitonida; Chitonidae.
UUUGGUUUGUUUAUCUUUUAAGAUGGUGCGCAUGAAUGUCCUGGCAGAUGCCUUGAAGUCGAUCUGUAAUGCAGAAAAGAGAGGAAAGCGCCAGGUGCUUAUUCGGCCAUGUUCCAAAGUCAUUGUCAAAUUCUUGACUGUCAUGAUGAAACAUGGUUACAUUGGGGAGUUCGAGAUCGUGGAUGAUCACAGAAAUGGAAAAAUUGUUGUCAACCUGACAGGCAGAAUAAACAAAUGUGGAGUUAUCAGUCCAAGGUUUGAUGUGGCUCUGCGAGACAUGGAGAAGUGGACCACAAACUUGCUACCAUCACGACAGUUUGGAUUUCUGGUAUUAACAACGUCUGGGGGAAUCAUGGACCAUGAAGAAGCCAGAAGGAAACAUUUGGGAGGCAAAAUGCUGGGCUUCUUUUUCUAAGUGAUAUCCAUUUGCUGUACAGAAACUAUGGAAUAAACCGAGCGAGCCGUGAAUGGA